This is a messenger RNA of Rubroshorea leprosula, 1457 nucleotides long. Lineage: Eukaryota; Viridiplantae; Streptophyta; Magnoliopsida; Malvales; Dipterocarpaceae. The record is from the annotation of a GenBank genome assembly.
AAAUCCUCUGUUCGUACAUUCAGAGGUGUCUGGAGCCAUGCCACCGAGAAAGAGCAAAGAUAAAGAGGUUCAGCCAGCCCAGGCUGAACAUGCAAAUGACAGUCCACUCCACUCUGAGGGUGAAAAUGAUCCCAUUACUUUUCUCCCAGUGUCACCUUUGGCAGAACGGUCCUAUGAGAAUCCAAUAUUUAAAGAGAAAGAGGCAGACCGUGGGGGUGACUUUGCUAAGUCAAGUAAUAUGUUUAGAGGUAUGAUGGAUCGUCUGGAUAUAGCAUUCAAAGAAAAGAACCAGACUAUGCAGAGACUUGUUGAGAGUCAAGCAGAAUCUGCCAGACGUCAGGAAGAGAUAAUCAGACAAUGUAUGGAAGAGAUGAUACGGGUCUUUGAAGGAGGCACUAGGGUGAUGCGAGAAACCGGGGAAAAAAGUCGUAGAACACUGCAGGCUGUUUCAAAACAAGUGGUUGAGCCAGUGCAACAGCCAAGACCUGAGAUCCUUCCUCCAGCCGUUGAAAUGCCCAGACAGAUUCAGGAAGCCCCAAUCCCAGCACUCGGGGGGCAAGGGAAUCAGCCUCAUCCCAAUAUUCAACAGCAGCAUUUUGUCAUUGGUGAAGGGCAAAGACAGCAUGAACCAAUGGAGGCUGCUGCUCCUGUUGCAGACCAUGGCCAUCAAUCUCAGCAUAAGUAUAUUCUGCCAGCUGGGAAGGGAAAUGUGGGUCCUCAUCAUCAACCUUGUCCAAGGGACUUUUUCCAGCCACAAGUUCCUCCAGCCCAACCGGUACAGCGUGGUCUGCAAAAUCAACCAGUUCAAUUCUUCAAUAGAGACCAUGGGCCAGCCUUGAGGCCAUUGGAAAAGAUUGAUAAGGGUAUCUUGAAAUUUCCAGACAAAGCGAAGGAAACCAUGGGAGUGGAUGCAGAUCCUUUUCCAGCUGUGUCUGUGGGCGUGAAUGUUGCAGACCUCAGGAGUGUUGCCAGAAAUCGUAGUCUGCCUUAUGCUCAAAGGAACCUUGCUGCAGAAGACUUAAGGUGGGUUCUUGAGGCACAGAGAUCCAGACAUAGCAGGAGUGUCAGGUCAGACCAACAGAGGCUCGAGGGGCAAGGAAGGAUCAUUGUGACCAGGAACUUCAGUCCAGAAGGUGCCAGACGUUAUUCAACUGGUACUAGAUCUCCAAGGAUGGUCAAACCGCCACUCAGGUCACCUUCCAGACGGUGGGAGAAAGCAUGGACCAAGACUUUCCCCGAGAACAAGCAUGUCAAGUUCUUAGCUGAUGGUUCAGCAGCAUACACUCACGCCCUCGGCCUUGAACUUGACCUCAAUGAGAAAGGGCUUGGUACUCGAUCUAGAAGGUUUGCACUCUUGGUUGAUGACCUCAAUAUGUGAAGGCUGCAAAUGUUGAAUCUGCUGGAGAAUUUACUGUUUCCAGUGCAGACGACAUCCUCAAAGCCCUUUGAAUUCUCCA